Messenger RNA from Dothidotthia symphoricarpi CBS 119687, 3950 nucleotides. Its product is annotated as cysteine proteinase. Gene Ontology annotation, biological process: protein deubiquitination; regulation of protein stability. The coding region runs from base 316 to 3711 and encodes 1131 amino acids. The transcript has 6 exons. Gene Ontology annotation, molecular function: cysteine-type endopeptidase activity; cysteine-type deubiquitinase activity; protein binding. Lineage: Eukaryota; Fungi; Ascomycota; Dothideomycetes; Pleosporales; Dothidotthiaceae. The record is from RefSeq and is a predicted model, not a curated record. Gene Ontology annotation, cellular component: nucleus; cytosol.
GCCUCGAGUCUUUGUCUGCUGCAGAAUUCCUAUCCUGCGUCGCCGGACUGUGCAGACUGCGACGACACUCGCCGCCCACCAUUUGUUCCACCACCGCCACCUUUUAGCGAGGAACGCUUCCUCGCUCGCCCGCAACUGGGUUCCAGACUACAGUUGCGACUAGAACCGUUCAGCAACACCCCCCCGCACAGGGACCAGCGCGCAUCUUUCUUCACAAUUUCUAGCGUCGAGCGCAUUCCUCCUGCGCCUUCUCUCUCCGCUCUUUCCUUCUGACCGUCCCGGUGCUGCCGAGACGAAAUAGAGCAAGCACCCAUCAUGGACCAGCUUGGCAGCGACAUGGUCAUCGACCAGGAGUUCGACGAGAAGCAUGAUGUGGCCAUAAUCACCCCCGAGCCCGACGAGCAGAUGGACGAAGUCGACGGCGAGCCGGAGCCCCGCGCCGACGAAUAUGAGCCUUUUAUGAAGAAGCACCUGCCCGAGCUGGUCGACCAGGAGACUGAGGCAGAGGCACACCACACAUGGGACAUCCGAACAUGGCGGACCAUGACAAAGCGAGAGCAGGGCCCAGUCUUCGAAUGUGGCGGGCAUCCGUGGAGGGUACUGUUCUUUCCGUAUGGUAACAACGUCGACUUUGCCUCCUUCUACCUAGAGCAAGCCUAUGGCGACCAAAUCCCCGACGACUGGUAUGCCUGCGUGCAGUUCAUGCUGGUGCUCUGGAAUCCAAAGGACCCCAGCAUGUACAUAACGCAUACCGCCAACCACCGUUUCACAGCCGAGGAAGGCGACUGGGGCUUCACCAGGUUCGCAGAGCUCCGAAAGCUUUUUGCAAAUUCCUGGGAAGGCCGUGGGCGACCCAUGGUAGAGGAAGAUUCCGCCAACGUCACAGCCUAUAUCCGAGUUCUGAAAGACCCAACAGGCGUCUUAUGGCACAACUUUGUAAAUUAUGACUCGAAGAAGGAGACGGGUAUGGUCGGCCUGAAGAACCAAGGCGCAACAUGUUACCUAAACUCGCUGCUACAGUCUUUGUACUUUACCAACGCUUUCCGCCAGGCCGUAUACCAGAUUCCUACCACCGAGGACCCAGACCAACUGAACAGCGCGUUCUCAUUACAACGACUAUUCUACAUGCUCCAGACCGUCCCGAACCCCGUUUCCACGACAGAUCUGACGCAUUCUUUCGGAUGGUCGUCCAAGGAGAUUUUCGAGCAGCAGGAUGUGCAAGAGCUGUCGCGUGUGCUCAUGGACAAGCUGGACGAAAAGAUGAAGGGUACCGAGGCUGAGGGUGCGCUAACAAACAUGUUUGUUGGAAAGAUGAAAACAUACAUUUCUUGCAUGAACGUCGAUUACGAGUCCUCCAGGGUAGAGGAUUUCUGGGAUAUCCAGCUCAACGUCCGCGGGAACGAGAACCUCGACGAGAGUUUCAAGGACUACGUACAAGUUGAAACGAUGGACGGCGAGAACAAAUAUUUUGCGGAAGGUUUUGGUCUCCAGGAUGCUAAGAAGGGUGUCAUCUUUGAGAGCUUUCCCCCGGUCCUUCACCUGCAGCUCAAACGUUUCGAAUACGACUUCCAACGCGAUGCCAUGAUGAAGGUCAACGAUCGAUACGAGUUUCCUGAGGUGUUCGACGCUUCGCCAUACCUAUCUGAUGCGGCCGAUCGCUCUGAGCCUUGGACGUACCACCUGCACGGCGUAUUAGUGCACAGUGGUGACUUGAACGCAGGUCAUUACUAUGCUUUUCUUAAGCCUACCAGGGACGGGCACUACUACAAGUUUGACGACGAUCGAGUGACACGCGCAACGUUGCGCGAAGCUCUGGAGGAGAACUUUGGCGGUGACUACACCCAAGCUAACGGAAAUAACGCUCAGCGAAAUCCAUACACGCGAACCUGGUCUUCGAAGCGCUCGAUGAGUGCUUACAUGCUGGUGUACAUUAGAGAAAGCCGACUUGAUCAAGUUCUCAUGACCGAUAAGACUGUGGAUCCACCCAAACAUCUGGCUGAGCGCGUCGCCGAGGAACGGGCUGCCUUCGAACGCCGUAAGAAAGAACGCGAAGAAGCACACUUGUAUAUGGACGUUGCGGUUGCGUCGGAAAACAACUUCAGGCUCUAUCAAGGAUUCGACAUUGUUCCCUGGAAAGGCGACUCAGAAGGCGAGGGCAAUCCCAAGGUGUACAAGGUGCUACGCGCAGUGACUAUGGCCGAGUUUGCCAAAACCAUUGGCGAGGACAUUGGGGUCGAUGCGGAUAUGCUGCGACCAUGGUCCAUGGUCAAUCGUCAAAAUGGCACCGUUCGUCCCGAUACUGUACUAGAUUUCCCCGACAUGUCCAUGGAAGAGGCUGCUAGCAAACAUAGUACGAAGCAAGCACAGUUCAGACUAUGGAUAGAGAAGGCCGAGAAACGCGAUGAGAACGGGGCACCAAUCUUCGGGGACAGGCUUGUCGACUUGAAAAACGUGCAAGGCAAUCGACCAAUAAUGAUCUUCUUGAAGCAUUUCGACGCAAAGGAACAAAGCCUAUUUGGUAUCAGUACCUUCUAUGCUGCGAUCCAAGACAAGGUCUCUGAUCUGGGCCCUAUCAUCACGAAGAUCAUGGGUUGGCCUGCUGGAACGCAAGUUAAACUCUCGGAGGAAAUCAAGCAAAGCAUGAUCGAAGCUAUGAAACCCAAAUCCACCUUGGCUGCAUCAGAACUACAGGAUGGCGAUAUCAUCACAGUUCAACGGGUACCGACUGACAAGGAAGUGGAAUCACUGAAGGCGACUGGAGGUUACGUUGAAGCCAAGGAGUUCUACGACUACCUGCUGAACAGGAUUAACGUCGAAUUCGUGCCAAAACUAGCUGAUGCGACAGAAUUGCCCACGUUCGCUUUGACGCUGAGUAAGAAGAUGGCUUACGACCAGUUCGCUACGAAGGUGGCCGAGUACCUCAAGGUCGAUCCCACACAUAUUCGAUUCAGCACGGUCAACUCCGCUGGGAAGCCGAAACAAGCCAUCAAGUACAACGCUAACUCGACACUCAACAACAUUUUGAUCCCCGGUCCGUACAACUACUCGAACAGCGCGGCACAGCGGCCAGAUGCUCUAUUCUACGAAGUGUUGGAAAUGAGUCUGAAGGAGCUAGAGCAGAGGAAGCCAGUCAAGAUCACCUGGCUGCCGGACGGUCUCAGUAAAGAGGAGGAACACACACUGAUGGUACCGAAGAACGCACAGGUGUCAGAUCUUCUUGCCGCUCUACAGAAGAAGGCCAACAUCAGCGACGAGGCAAUGGCCAAGGUUCAUGCGUAUGAGGCGCAUUCCCACAAGUUCCACAAAGUGUUACCUCUAGACCAGGCGAUACUCAACCUCUACGACUACGCACAGAUCUACGCUGCGCCUCUUCCGGAAGAUGAUUCGCCGAGAAACAUGACGGUGUUCCACUUUGACAAGGAUCCUGCAAAAGCUCACGGCAUUCCGUUCAUGUUCUCUUUGAAAGAGAACGAGCCGUUUUCUGAAACCAAGAAACGCAUAUCGGAAUUCACGAAGAUCAAGGGCAAGCAGCUUGACAAGGUCAAGUUUGUUCUCCUCAGCAAACCCCAGUACUCAAGACCGGAAACCAUCGACGAUGAAGAUAUCCUGUGGGACAUAAUAGGCUCACGCGACGACAUCGCCCUCGGUCUCGAUCAUCCGAACAAGAGCCGAAAUUUCUGGGGCAAGACUGAUUCCAUCUUCAUCCGCUGAGGAACGAGUGCCGCAUUGUAGGAUAUGGACUAGGAAGGUGAUUCAUUGUUGAUUUGAUGUGUCAUGCUACAUAUUAUGCGUCAAGCAGUUGGUGCUUCGCUAUGUUGGUAGGAGAGUAAGUUUUGUACUUGCUCUCUCGCAUACACAAGGCGCAACGGAGCAGGUACUAAAGAGGCACGGGUGGAAUAUGAGUUGUAUGCUCUCGUAUGCAUAGCGCGGGAGUCGGGUAGACACGAGGG